This is a messenger RNA of Xiphophorus hellerii (green swordtail), 810 nucleotides long. Its product is annotated as gastrula zinc finger protein XlCGF8.2DB-like. The record is from RefSeq and is a predicted model, not a curated record. Gene Ontology annotation, biological process: regulation of transcription by RNA polymerase II. The annotation marks the transcript as partial. Gene Ontology annotation, molecular function: DNA-binding transcription factor activity, RNA polymerase II-specific; RNA polymerase II cis-regulatory region sequence-specific DNA binding. NCBI's taxonomy places the organism in Eukaryota, Metazoa, Chordata, Actinopteri, Cyprinodontiformes, Poeciliidae. The transcript is spliced from 2 exons.
AAAUGUUUUAGUCACAAACAGCAUUUAACUAAGCACAUGAUGAUUCACACUGGUGAAAAGCCGUUUUCAUGUGUUAACUGUGGAAAAAGCUUUAGUCAAAAACCGGGUUUAACUCGGCACAUGAGGAUUCACACUGGUGAAAAGCUGUUUUCAUGUGUGACCUGUGGAAAAAGUUUUGGUUAUAAACUGGCUUUAACUCAGCACAUGAUGAUUCACACAGGUGAAAAGCCGUUUUCAUGUGUGACCUGUGGAAAAAGUUUUAUUCGAAAACAGGAUUUAACUCAGCACAUGAGAAUUCACACUGGUGAAAAGCCAUUUUCAUGUGGAAAUUGUGGAAAAAGUUUUUGUCAAAAACAACAUUUAAUUCAGCACAUGAGGAUUCACACUGGUGAAAAGCCGUUUUCAUGUGUGACCUGUGGAGAAAGUUUUGGUUAUAAACUGGCUUUAACUCAGCACAUGAUGAUUCACACUGGUGAAAAGCCAUUUUCAUGUGGAAAUUGUGGAAAAAGUUUUUGUCAAAAACAACAUUUAAUUCAGCACAUGAGGAUUCACACUGGUGAAAAGCCGUUUUCAUGUGUGACCUGUGGAGAAAGUUUUGGUUAUAAACUGGCUUUAACUCAGCACAUGAUGAUUCACACAGGUGAAAAGCCGUUUUCAUGUCCGUUUUCAUGUGUUAACUGUGGAAAAAGUUUUAGUCAAAAACAGGCUUUAACUCAGCACAUGAUGAUUCACACAGGUGAAAAGCCGUUUUCAUGUGUGAACUGUGGAAAAAGCUUUCGUCAAAAACCGGGUUUAACUCAGCACAUGAUG